Messenger RNA from Aureobasidium namibiae CBS 147.97, 1593 nucleotides. RefSeq names its product homoserine O-acetyltransferase. Gene Ontology annotation, biological process: L-homoserine metabolic process. Lineage: Eukaryota; Fungi; Ascomycota; Dothideomycetes; Dothideales; Saccotheciaceae. The coding region runs from base 1 to 1593 and encodes 530 amino acids. Gene Ontology annotation, molecular function: homoserine O-acetyltransferase activity; L-serine O-acetyltransferase activity. The transcript has 2 exons. The record is from RefSeq and is a predicted model, not a curated record.
AUGUCGACACCUCGAGCAGCCAGGCAACUUGCCAAUGGACUGUUCCGCCGAACCAACCCUCGAACACGCUUCCUCCCCAUCCACCGCAGCUUGCACAGCACACCCACACUGCCCUCGCAAGCAGCCGCUGGCCAACCCAUAGUCGAAGCAGAAAGACCUUCGGAGAUUCCAGUCGUGAACCCACCGCUCAGCUUCCCCUGCUUGGAUGCUUUGGACAAAAAAACGCAGACUUUGACAAACAAGCGAUCGUUAUCUGGACCCGAGCCGUCGUACGCACCCGGUGCUACCGAGACUUUCCACUGCCCUUCGCCGCUCUUACUGGACUGGGGCGGUGUAUUGCCUUCCUUCGACAUCGCUUACGAGUCCUGGGGCACCCUCAAUGCCGACAAGAGCAAUGCUAUCUUGCUGCAUACUGGAUUGAGUGCUAGUAGCCAUGCAAAGAGCACUCCUGCCAACUCCAAGCCGGGUUGGUGGGAGAAGUUCAUUGGGCCCGGUGCUCCUAUUGAUACGGACAAGUACUUUGUCAUCUGCACUAAUGUGCUGGGAGGUUGUUACGGCAGUACUGGACCUAGUUCUAAGGAUCCGUUGGCUGGCGAUCAGCCGUACGCCACUCGUUUUCCUAUCUUGACUAUGCAGGAUAUGGUGAGAGCGCAGUUUCGUCUGCUCGACUGGAUGGGCAUUGAGAAGUUGUACGCUUCUGUUGGCUCCAGUAUGGGCGGCAUGCAGAGUUUGGCUGCGUCUGUCCUGCACCCUGAGCGAGUGGGCAAACUCGUUAGUAUUUCUGGCUGUGCUAGGAGUCACCCCUACAGCGUAGCCAUGCGCCAUACCCAACGUCAAGUCCUCAUGAACGACCCAGCCUGGUCCUCCACACGCGGAAACUACUACUCCGCCAUCCCACCCCAUGCCGGCAUGAAACUCGCCCGCGAAAUCGCAACCGUAACCUACCGCAGCGGUCCAGAAUGGGAAUUGCGAUUCGGCCGCCGCCGCGCCGACCCUUCCAAACCUCCUGCUUUGUGUCCAGACUUUUUGAUCGAAACAUAUCUCGAUCACGCGGGAGAAAAAUGGUGUUUGGAGUAUGAUGCCAACAGUUUGUUAUAUGUGUCCAAAGCUAUGGAUUUGUUUGACUUGGGCAAGGAACACAUGGAUAUGCUGGAGGGCGUAAGGGCAUCAAAUGCGCACAAGUUGGUGCAGUUUGGUGCUGAUAAACCUACGCCGAAACCAGAGGUUGGGGCUGCAGACCUCUGUAACUUGACGUUGCCGGAUACACCUUACGAAGAGCAAGAGUCGACUGCAGAAAUCAUGGAUCAGGAUACUGGCAGCAUCAAAGCUGCUGUCAAGACCGAUGAGCCACCGGCUGAUUUGGUCAAGGGAUUGCAAGGCUUGAGGGAUAUUCCUGCGUUGGUGUUGGGUGUGGCGAGUGAUAUUCUGUUUCCUGCUUGGCAGCAGAGGGAGAUUGCUGCUGCGUUGAGAAAGGUAGGAAACAGGAAGGUCACGCAUGUUGAGCUUGGAGAAGACAGAAGUCUGUUCGGUCAUGACACCUUCUUGCUUGAUCUCGAGGGUGUUGGAGGUGAGAUCAAGAGGUUCUUGGAUUAG